ACCUUAACACAAAAUUCUUGCUUGAGAUGCAGAGAAUACACUUUCAUGAAUUUGGUGACUGGUUUGCCAAUACGAAGUUUUAAAAUCCAGUAGGCUUUUCUUCUCGACAACUCUUUUUCCAUUUUCGAUUCCAAAUAAACCUGUGUGGCCUGUUUCAAGGGGAAAUAUGUAGAAACUCAAUCCUUUGUCAGCUUUUUUUUUUAGCCCAAGACUUGCACUGAGGAACACAACAGUAAUGAUUAAAAGUCAUGAUUAUAUGUAUCUGAUAAAAUUUUAUAAUUUUAGACUUAUAAUUAUACUAGAAACUAGUUUCAUAAUUUCCAGCCAGCAGCCAGAUCAUAACAUAACCUGUGGUGCAAACAGCCUACGUCAAGGCGAAAAACGCCAUGAUGCUACGUCACAACUGCUUUUUUGGCUAGGCGGGGUAGGGGGGAUUUGUUACACACAGGCCUUAUGAGGAUAAGCCAUCCUUAGUAGUAUGUAUCAUCCUUGGCCGAUAAGCACUUCUUAGAGUGUAUAUUCUCCUUGGAUAAGCACUCCCUAGAGUGUGUUUGUUUAUUAAAAUUUCGGGCACUUUGAUACAGCGUUCAACUGCUCUGUUCGCUCGCUGGUCAUGUCCUUGCGUUCGGUAUUUUCACGUUCUGCUCUUUGAACAAAAUACCGAACGCAAGGUGACUGUUCAAUCUGAACGCGCCUCAUGCAAAGAUGACUGACUUCAAUGUUUGUUUUUGUUAUUGUUUAUUUAUAUGAAGAAGUCCCCCCAAAAGCCUUGAUUAAAGUCCAGAGUCAAAUCAUAAACAAAACAGAAAAUCUAAUCUAAAUCAUGCCUGUCCUCAAAUACUACUACGAUUUAUUGUCCCAACCGUCCAGGGCACUAUACAUAUUCCUCAAACUCACCCAAAUCCCGUUCGAAGCGAAACCGGUAAGUCUGAGAAAGGGCGAACACAGAAGCGACGAAUUCAAAGAGCAACUCAACAGAUUCCAAAAAGUACCUUUCAUCCAUCACGGCGAUUUUAAAUUGGCUGAAAGUACCGCCAUUUUGGGCUACUUGUCCAGGGAAUUCAGGCAUUUGAUCGACGAUCAUUGGUAUCCGGAAAAUAGCCAGGCUCGAGCUAAAGUGGACGAGUAUUUAGGGUGGCACCCGCUCAAUACCAGAAUGAAGUGCGCUUUGUAUUUUUGGCACAAAUGGCUGAUUCCAAUAAUGACUGAAAGUGAGCCCAAUGAAAGAAAAGUUGCUGCCCAAGAGAGUGAAAUGGUCACUUGUCUAGACGAAAUCGAAACCCUUUGGCUAUCGCAAGGCCACAAAUAUUUGACUGGCGACCAAAUAUCCGUUGCCGAUAUUUUUGCAGCCUGCGAAAUGGAACAACCGAGAAUCGCUGGUUAUGAUGUCACUGAGGGCAGGCCACUGAUCAAAACUUGGUUUGAGAGAGUCAAGCAGGACUGCCAUCCGUUUUACAAUGAGGCCCAUGCUAUUGUUGAUAAGAUUGCUUCCAAAACUAAAGCUAAAUUGUAAAACUUUUGGUUCUAAUUUUUGUACUUGUUUUAUUUGGGUUACUAAACUAGAAGUUUUCUUUGAUUUUUGGAUAAUGGGUAAAAUAUGAUUUAUACUACUACUACUAUAUUGUUUCUUGUUUAGAUGUUAUUUUAGUUAUCCUUGUUAUGAGUGAUUUCAAACACUAAUUGAAAAAUUUGGUUUUUGAAUUUUUUUUAAUUAUUAAAAUAUGAAAUAUGUAUAGGCAAAUAUGUAACAUUGAAUUUAUAUUAAAAAAAAAAACAUAAGUACCUAAUUGUUGAAUUGUUCUUUUAAUCUGCUAAGUCCAAUUGAUUAAAAUACCUAGCUAUAAUGCAAAUGUACAAAUUCAGAGGGACAGCUACACUUGCGUCAAUGUCAUCUUUUAGAUCGGCCCGAAUACUGGCACACUUCUUAGCAAAUUCCCUCAGCUUGAAACAACAAUCAGGUGUCAGAGGUUUUUCCAAAAGAAUCAAUAUACCAUAAAUCCAGGUGCCUAGAUUUUCAGAUAUUCCAGUGGUAGAAUCAAAUUUAUCCAGAUGGCUGGUGAUUUCGUGUAGCAUGUUUAUCUUAGAAGCUUGAGUGUAUCGAGUGAUAUCUGAGAAUACUGGAGGUGAAUUUUCGACUUUUUUAAUGCAAAGGUUUGUUACGUUUUCAUAUGGAAGAUCUUUGGAUGAGUUUUUUAUUAGGUUUCUAAGUUGAGUGAAGUCUUUGAUUGCAUUGUCUAGCCAUUCUUUUGUGGGAAUGAAUUUGUCUAGUGGUUUGUGCACAUCGGAACUCUAGAAUAAAAUGAAUGUAUGAUAGACACCUAAAAUAAUCAUGUUUGGCAAUUUUCCACUGUAUCAUUCUAAAAUAACAUUGAUACACAUUUUGCCUCACAACUUUCUUAAAUUUUAAUCCAAUUUCAACACAAUUUGGCUCGAAUCAAAUUCUCCACAAAUCUCGUUAACAAUUUCAAUACAGCUUCAACGUUCAACAUCAUAAUAAGUAAAAAAUCUCACUUUGUCUAAAUGUAUGGUCCGAUUUUUAUCAAAUUUACUAAAAUCUCCAUUUGCCACAACCAAAGUCUUGCACUUUUUAGUUCUCUCGUAAAUCACAUGCUGAAGAUAUUCUUCCCCUAAAAAUAUUAUGGAUUUUUUAAAAACAUUCACAGACUCGGUUUUCUGAGUGCAUUGAUAAUUGAUACCAGAACACCCAAAGUGUGAGAUUGUAUAAGAAGGGCCAACAAAAUUUCAAAUAUAUACCUGUUUGUGGAAUUGAAUUUGGAUCGAAAUCGUGAGGCAUUUGUACGUCCAAUGCCUUCCUUUGACUUACGGUUUCUUCGUCGCUACUUUCUGUAUCCAUAAAAUCCAUUAUCAAUUUGUUAAAUGAAAAAAAUUGAAUAGAUUGUUAUCAAUCAAACAAACUCAAACCAAACAAAAUG
This is a messenger RNA of Ceutorhynchus assimilis (cabbage seed weevil), 2933 nucleotides long. NCBI's taxonomy places the organism in Eukaryota, Metazoa, Arthropoda, Insecta, Coleoptera, Curculionidae. The record is from the annotation of a GenBank genome assembly.